Molecule: messenger RNA, 3466 nt
Organism: Gigantopelta aegis
Lineage: Eukaryota; Metazoa; Mollusca; Gastropoda; Neomphalida; Peltospiridae
Product: protein transport protein SEC31-like
Exons: 1
Coding region: 1046-2098 (350 amino acids)
Source: RefSeq, a predicted model, not a curated record
CAGCGAGUCCUCGCACCCGAUAGCUCCGACAAUAAAUCUCUGUUGUGGAUACCCGGCUGGAAUUUAACAUGGCGAACUUCGUCGCCAGAAACACGAACAUGGACACGUCCUCCGACUAGUAAGACUGGGAAUAACUUGAAAUGAACUUCUCACUUUUGUUAACAAAUAGGUAAUGUGACUGCCGACACAAACAUUUGUAGAUAAAAAGUAAUAUAAGAAUGUUUUGUGUAUGGAAGUAGGAACCAUGAGAAUAUAGGACGCUGUUGUGAAUAGAAUAUAACAGAACUUUUCGUGACCGAAUUAAACAGUGUCUACCAAGGAGUUAUAAAGUUGAUGGAUAUCUGAAAUUCCACGAAAAUACACACUGAAAACAUUGUCUGUUAUUACAUACCACACAAAGCCUGUAUUGCCAACACCUUGGAUUUAAUUUGUGACGUUCAAAUUAGUUCAUAUGGUUUCGGUGACCUAUUGGAGUGUGUUACUUCUCCAUCAAAUACAAACGAUUGAUGAUACAGGAGAAAAGAACAACAUUCGUCAACUAAAUCACUGUGACACAUUCUGUAGUCAUUGGUGUGUAUAAGAACAAUCAGCAAUAAUCAUUAAAAUGCGUAACAUCUAGAGAAAACGGUUAUUGAAAAGGUUGUACCUUUUGAUGAAGUGAAUUUUUCUGAAGAAAACAAAAAGAUUUCUUUUAAUGAAGCGGAAUUUUCAGACGUCUAUCUCGAGACGACACUACAUAUAUGGUUGUGGUAGUCAGGAAUGACUGCAUGCAGAUAAUAAAUCAAAUGCACCAUAUAUGUCAAGUGUGGUUUUCAGUAACUAGGUUAACUUGUGCUCAAGAAGAAACACGCAUGAGAUAGAUUGCAUCUAUACUACAGCACAUUAAAUUGUACAACCACAAAGUGAAGGUCUUUAUAAACUAAUUCCAGCACCAGAUGCCUGACGGUUGUUUCUAACAAUGGGCCUACCUAGCAUGACAUCGUGUUAGUUGCACUGCAUUGGACAAUCUCUCAAACAGACGUAUUAUGUGUUUCACUUCAGCUAAAUGACAAUGGUAGAUCCAGUCGUGUCGUCGAAAUUUGGACAAAGACCAUUGCUGGAAAUCCCAGCGCUGACACCAUACAAUCACAACGCCGCUGUGGGAUCGCUACAGCACGACAGACCAAAGCAACACCCUUUUCUAGGCAGGUCCGGAUACACGGCACCGGUGCCAGAAAUCCCAGCGAGAGUCGAAGCAUUUCAGUGCCCUCCAAACCAAUACUGUAACUUCGUUGGUGGACAUUCUCCGACCAUCCCCCAGUACUACGGAAUGGGGCAAAUGGACCCAAAGCUAGCUCAAACCGCACCGGUGCAGUACUCGUCGACGCCGAUGUAUGGAGGGUACCAACCAUCACAUUACACUCAUGGACCUAACGGUGUUUUGGGCGCUGUGCCAAAUCCAACGUAUUACAAUCCAUACCCCGGUGUUCAGAACUCCAUGAAUCCGCCACCCCCACCCGUCAUGCCACAGUAUCCUCCUGUGGUACAACCGAUAGCACCUCAACCAGUACAACUUCCACCUCAGCCCAUGCAGCAGCUAGCACCUCCACUCAUGCAGCAGCUGGCACCUCCGCCCGUGCAGCAGCUGGCACCUCCGCCCGUGCAGCAGCUGGCACCUCAGCCCGUGCAGCAGUUACCGGCCGAACCACAAGUGAUUCAUUACCCAUCCUCGGAGAACUUCACGAUAGAAGGCGUGUUAGAAUGGGGGCAGCUCACGACAGUGAAUCUGAAGCGAACGCAAGGGUCAUUCACCUCUCUGCCGGAGUUCCUUCGCAGAGAACUGGAAAAAACUUACGGAAAGUAUGCCCGAACUGACGUGAAAGUUCAGUGCGAAGCGGGCGAGUAUCACAUCUACGCACAACCGAGACCUGGAUACCGAAGCGCGGACGACAGACUGCCGCGGGCAGCGUGUAGUUACAAGGACGAGUACUAUGAGCGGGCCUCCAGCCAGGACGACUAUUACAGAAGGAGCUACAGACCCAGGAGUCCAGAGAACUGGGUCAGGUGGGAUCCCAACGAAAGGAGAUCUUACAAGGAUUACGACUACGACAGAUACUGAAGCAGUUCAGCGUCUUAGAAUACCUAACGACAGGGAAGUACGAGUCUCCAGGACCGAACCUAGUCUAUAAUCGGGGAGAGGAGACUAAAAAGAACCAUGACACAUUAAUAUUGAGGUUCCUCAUCUAGAAAAUGGGUAGUUUUACUCUGAAUGGACACGUUUUCGUAUUCUUCGAAGGUGGGGGAAGUAACUACCCUUGCUAUUACCACCACCUGCUCCCCUUUGGUUACGGUCCUGGUAUGCACACAUGGACAUGGACAGUUGAUAAGACCCACAGUAAAGUCAGCAACAAUGAGUUUCAGUUCUUGUUCAGCAUAAAAAUGUAUGUCCUAUUUUUAGUAGGAUUCUGUGUACUUUUAUAAUUUAAUACGACAUUGAAAUGUUUCAGAGGGUGCACUUCUUAGUCCGUCUGUAGGUCCAGAAUACGGUCUAUCCCUGCAGACAAUGACAGGAGUUGCGAUGUUUUCUAUGGAGUGAAUUCGGAAACCAGACUAUCCAACUCUCACUAUUUUACCAUCUACAGUGAUGAAUGGGAGAAAAUGCUGUGGGAAUGUCCACGGAUUACUCAAAUCUGUAUUGUACUAUUAUUAGUCCAGUUUGCAGAUUUUCUACACAGAUUGUUGUUACAAAUUCUGAUUAUGACUGAUCACAAAUCAAGGCAUGUAAUAGUACCUCUUGCAGUUAGUUGGUGAAUUUACUACCAUGCAAUAUACAUAACGUUUCUGGUUACUCGUGUUGUUUGGGACAGGCUAGUCUAAAUAUUGUGUGCGUGCGUUUCAUUGAUACAAAAGAAUGUCCAGCCUUUGUGAAAGACGAAAAGUAGUGAAUUCAGAAUUCUCUAGAAAGGAGACAGACUUAACAAUAGAUCAGUUUGCACUAUCUUGAUCCGGUUCUGAAAUACAAAUGUAGUUACAUUGUAUGGUUUCAAUUUUUAUGCAGUUUUUGAGUACCAGACAGCAUGCAGUCUAUCUGUCUCAACCAGUGAAUAUAAUUUAUAUUUAAUUCAACAUGCAUUGUCCGUGUCAUAACGUAUGUACAUACAUUCAACAGACAAGCACCACUCAUGUUUGCAUAAUUCAUUUUAUGUAUAUUGUGGAGUCAACAGGGAAAACAGAAUUUUUUAAUGCAAAAAUGUAUUUAUUUGAUAAAACAUUGUUAUGAAACAUAUUCGAUUUAAGAGUAUUCUUGUGUUGAAAUAUUGAAUUUUUUUUUGGUACUGAAAGGUCCAGUGUAGCCAAUUUGUUGAAUUUUUGGAGAGAUACAUGCAACUGCAAAAUGAAGUGUGUGUUUGCGAGAGAGAGAGAGAGAGAGAGAGAGAGAGAGAGAGAGAGAGAGAGAGAGAGAGAGAGAGAGAGAGAGAGAGAGAGA